Messenger RNA from Bipolaris oryzae ATCC 44560, 651 nucleotides. RefSeq lists its product as uncharacterized. The record is from RefSeq and is a predicted model, not a curated record. Lineage: Eukaryota; Fungi; Ascomycota; Dothideomycetes; Pleosporales; Pleosporaceae. The transcript has a single exon. Bases 1 to 651 code for a protein of 216 amino acids.
AUGAAUACAUGGGUCCUCAUGAUAGUACUCGUCUUCAUGAUGCUUGUAAUAGCAGGGCUGGUAACCUACUUUGGCUACCAUCAGUCCAAGCAACAGUUUCUCCCUGGUUAUGACGAAGAACGCAUGCAACAUGCUAGGGAAAACGAACAGAACCAAGGCGAUAAUUUCGAACUCUGGGGAAUUGGACUUUCAACAAACGUGCAUCCUGACAAUCGGCCAUAUGGGCAUCUUCACGCAGUACCGGCGAACAUGACGCCAGUGGCAGAUCCAGUCGCACCUCGUGUAGAUAUUGAACACCAGGUGAGAGAAGAUUUCCUCGCCCCGUCGGAGCGAGUGUUCAUGACGGCCGAGGCGGCAGACGAGAAUAAAUAUGGAAGACAUGACACUGUCGAGCAUUUCCAGGAUCAGCGGAUGCACGGUGCGCUUGGAGCAGGCACGAUGCGACAUGUCAACGCAGUGAACCCAGCCGAUGUUGAGUAUGCUGCUGGAGAACCAAUCGCAUCAGACAUCUGGAACAAGAUUAGCAACCGAGAAGUACGGGUUCCUCGGCGCAAAUGCCUGCAGAAGACGGCCAAACCCAAGGUUGUGACCAUUCGCGCUGUCACACCUGACGCUGAAGAUAGUGCAAUGCGCGGGCUAGGAAACAACUGA